GAAGCCAAGAGAUGGUGGCACCUGCGUGCUGGCAACCGGUGGCAGAGGUCCCAGGCCAUCUCCCCUGCCCUGAGGGCAGGCAUGUAGCCAGGGUCAAGCGCUGUUCAUCCAGCAUCAUGGGGCUGUGGAGGUGCCUCAGCCCCUGUGAGAGGUGGCCAGUGUGGGUGUCAUGGAGCAGCCUAGAGUGGCAUGAGAGCAGAAGGCACCACAGCUGUGACAAGAGCUUGUUCUUCUUGUCCUGGCAGCUCCAGGCUGCAGUGGGCGAUGAGCACCAGCAGCCAGGCUGGGGCCUGCAGGAAGCCUGACCUUGCUUACAGUGGCCCCCAGCUCACUGUGAGGGUUGGGUGGGCAUCUCCCAGCAGCUCCAGGUCCCUGGCUCAGCUAACUGCCUCAUCCACAGGCUCGCUCUCAAGCCAUGCCAUGAAAUGGACUGUUUCACUGCAGCAUCCCAUUUCCCAGCACUGACACACCAAGCUUACUGUCCUGGUAGGGGGGGCCAAGCACCAGGAAACACCCUGGCUCACUGCAGUGGGCAGCGUGGUGCUGAGCACAGAGGCUCCACAAGGUGCUCCUGGCUCUCUCAAUUUCUCCCUCUCUGGGGAGAAUCACAAGCUCCAGGAUGCUGUGUGGAGAGAGGCUCAGCAUCCCACACCGACUGCCUCUAGCAAACCUGUGGUGGGGGAGAAGCUUCUCCGGGAAGAAAAGGGGCUCACUGGGGAGAGGCUUAUGGGCACUCCAUUCCCUAUCAGGGGUUCAUGGCUGCUGGGUCCUGAUCUCCCCUGGCCAGGACCCUGCUGCAGUCCCACGGACCGGACACCACUCACCACCCUGCUCUGAGCACCUCCAGUGCAUUCUAUUGACAUACCAGCUCCCUCUCCCAGUACCCAGCUCACUCACUGGUGACACUGGGGAGCAGAGGCUGGGCAGGUGACUGGCCACAGGCCUUCAGCCCACAACAGAUGUGGGCUGGCAACAACCAAGGGCCAGGAGCUGGGCGGAUGUGUCUCCCACAGGGACAUCAUCACCCCCUCCUGAGCAGCCAAGUUUGCUUUAAAGACCCUGGCUUCCUUUUAUUGCUUCCCCUCUCAGAUUGCAGUGGCUGCAAGGGUUAUUUUUAGAAGGUGGGCUGCUAAAAAUAGCCCCGAGCUGUUUGGAGUUGCGUCACAGAGGUAACUCUCUCCAUGCCCCUGCACCCCAGGAGGGUACAAAAGGAGGCCGGGAGCAGCGGGGUCAGCAGGUUCAGACGCAGCCAGAGGCGACGGAGGCAGUGGAUACGCUCCCAGCUUCAGGCAUCCCCACCAGCACCAUGACCAUCUUCUGCAGCCACUGCCACAGGCCGCUGCAGGCAGAGACCGGCUGCCUGCCCAGGGUGGAAAAGCAGGUGCCCAGUGCAUCGAAGCCAUUCCGGUGAGCUCCUGAUGUCCCUGGUCUAUGCGGCUGUGAUGACUGGAGAGCCCUGGGCCAACUCGUUUGAUGCCCAAUGGCCCUUGCAAGGGGCUGGAGCAUGGGGACCAGGGGCGGGAUCUUGGAGGGGCAGGGAGAUCUAAGGGGGUUGUAUUAAGGCAGAUGUGAUGGUCUGGGGCUCACGUUCUGGCACUGGAUGUAGUUUUGGUCCUUGUGGGAUUCAAUUGGGGUGUCCUGUCACUCAGGCUCCCCCCUCAAAGCAUAGAUCAUUGUCCUACCUGGCCCCAGUGAGAGGGACACUGGCCACACCAGCAGCGUGUACCCCAGAGCCGUGAGCACCUCCGCCUGUGUCCACAGUGCUGAACCGCCACAGAGGGGUCACUCCCACAGAGGCAGCUGGCAUGGGCACUGAGCUUCUCUAGGAGAGCAUCUCCACUCCGUGUCCCCAAGCAUGCAGCUCUCCCCACAACAGUGGGCAGGGAAUGCUGUUCCUCUCCCUCUCUGGACGUGUCUCUCCAGAUGGAGAGGUCAACCAAGAGUGCUUUGCAGGUCAACCAAAGGUGCCUCCAAGGCUCGCCGGGACCAGAUCAAUGUGGAGCUGCAGGCGCUGCGCUCCCUGCUGCCCAUCUCCGUGCGGGAGAAGGAGCGGCUGUCCUACCUCCACACCAUGGCCCUGGUGUGCCUCCGGCUGCGGGGAGCUCAGCUAUUCCCUCCAGGUACGGUGACACGGCUCUGCACGGGUCACUGCUCCUGUCACAGGACAGCACUUCACCCCACGCUCCUCUUGCAGACUCGACUCCUUGUACUGCACCAGUCCUUAGCACGGAGCUGCUCUCCCUGCUGCCGGGGUUUCUGCUUGUGCUCUUGGCUGAUGGCAAGCUGGUCUAUAUCUCGGAGAAUGUGGCUCAGGUCUUGGGCCUCUCCAUGGUGGAGCUUCUUGCCCAUGGGGACACAGUCUUUGACAUCCUGGAUGGGCAAGCGUGUGAGGAGGCUCGCAAGAAGCUCCUGCUCGCCUGGGAGGAGCCCGGCAGGGAAGUCACCUUUGUCAGCGAGAUGCGCACUUCCAAGGCUUUCCGGAUGCAGCACGGGGGGAACCGGGCUGUGGCAGUGUGUGGGCGCUUCAUGGCCCCACGCUGGCCACCUUCCCCCUCCAGCAUGGCCUUCCUAGCCCUCUGCACACCGGUUGCACAGUUCCCUGCAGACAGCAGUGCUGGUUCCCAGGAUGACCUAUUCCAGAGCACACACUUCCUAGACAUGACAUUUGCCGAUGUCACGGAGAGUGUCACCUACCACCUUGGCUACUGCAGGGAGGAACUGAUUGGUCAGUCCUGGUACAGCCUCCUGCAUCCUGAGGACACGGACCGAGCGGCUGCCCAGCACAGGGCUGUAGCUCCGGGCGGCGGCGGGUGUGCCCCGGCCGUGCUGCGGGUGCUGCGCAGAGACGGGCGCUGGGCCUGGCUGCGGGUGUGCGCGCGGCGGGACGGCGGCGCCAUCGUCUGCAGCAGCCGCUGCCUCAGGGACGAGGAGGCGGCGUUCCUGCUCGCUCGGCAGCGCCGCCCCGCGCCGCCCGCCGCCCCGGAGCUGAGCCUGCUGGCCGCGCAGCUUCGUGCGCUGGCGGACAGCCUCGCACCGCCGCCCGCCGCCCCUGGGACCAGGACCUUCCCGCACCACGGCGACAUCUCCGCCCUCACCAGCCAAUAAACGACCCUCCACCUCCUCCCACCUGUCGGUCACUGCCGCACCGGACAAUAAGGGCUUUAUCCCGCCCCCCUGCACGCACCAGCCAAUAAGCGCCCUGUCCACCUCCCUCAUUGCGCUCGUCGGCCAAUAAGCGCUUUUCCCCGCCUUCCUGCCGCGUCAGCCAAUAAGCGCCCUGUCCGCCUGUCUCCUUGAGCGUGUCGACCAAUAAGCGCUUUUCCCCGCCCUCUGCAUUCACCAGCCCAUAAGCGCUUUGCCCCGCCUGUCAGUCGCUGCCGGCGCCAGCCAAUAAGCGCCCUGCCCCGCCCCCUGUGCGCGAGAGUCCGCCAAUAAGCGCCUUGUCCGACCUGUCAGUGAAGGCGCGUGCAGGCCAAUAAGCGCUUUGCCCCCCCCCCGUGUGCAUCAGGCCAAUAAGAGCCUUGCCCCGCCCCUCUGCCCGCCCAAGCCAAUAAUCACCCUGCUCUGUCCGUCAGUCAUUGCCCUCGCCAGCCAGUAAGCGCUUUGCCCCGCACCCUGUGCGCGAAUGUCAGCCAAUAAGCGGCCUGUCCGCCUGCCUCAUUGCGCUCGUCGGGCAAGAGGCGCUUUGCCCCGCCCCCUGCGCGUCAGCCAAUAAGCACCCUGCUGUGUCCGUCAGUC
Molecule: messenger RNA, 3738 nt
Organism: Cuculus canorus (common cuckoo)
Lineage: Eukaryota; Metazoa; Chordata; Aves; Cuculiformes; Cuculidae
Product: neuronal PAS domain-containing protein 4-like
Exons: 6
Coding region: 1924-3105 (393 amino acids)
Biological process (GO): regulation of transcription by RNA polymerase II
Molecular function (GO): protein binding; RNA polymerase II transcription regulatory region sequence-specific DNA binding; DNA-binding transcription factor activity, RNA polymerase II-specific
Source: RefSeq, a predicted model, not a curated record